This is a messenger RNA of Aethina tumida (small hive beetle), 762 nucleotides long. Its product is annotated as serine-arginine protein 55-like. The record is from RefSeq and is a predicted model, not a curated record. Bases 1 to 762 code for a protein of 253 amino acids. Gene Ontology annotation, molecular function: mRNA binding. Gene Ontology annotation, cellular component: ribonucleoprotein complex; cytoplasm; nucleus. NCBI's taxonomy places the organism in Eukaryota, Metazoa, Arthropoda, Insecta, Coleoptera, Nitidulidae. The transcript has a single exon.
AUGUCUGGAAGUAAAUUGUACUUGGGCAAACUGCCUUACGACACCACCAAACGCGACUUGGAGAGCUUUUUUAAAGGUUAUGGACGCAUCGAAGAAAUACUCCUGAAGAACGGUUACGGUUUCAUUGAAUUCGAGAGCUCCCGUGACGCUGAGGACGCAGUUUACGACUUGAAUGGUAAGAAACUGCUUGGUCAGAGAAUUUCCAUUGAGAAAGCCAGAGGUAAACCAAGAGGAAGAGAUAGAACUCUUGGUACAUCCGGCGGACGGAGCAUUCAUGGUCGCGGCAGGAAACCAAUUCGCACCAACUACAGACUACUGGUCGACAAUCUGUCGUCCAGAAUCAGUUGGCAGGACCUGAAGGACCACAUGAGAGAAGCCGGUGAGGUCACGUACGCCGAUGCACAUAGACCUUAUGUGAAUGAGGCCGAAGUCGAGUUUGCGUCUUAUGAAGACAUGAAACGUGCCAUCAAAAUGUUUGAUGGUUACAGACUUAACGGUCGUAAGAUUGAGUUGAGGGAGGAUCCGGAGACGAGACGUAAAAGAUCACCGUCUAGACGUAGGUCGUAUUCCCGAUCCAUGUCUAGGUCCAGGUCUCGCUCUCAAGGAUCUAGGAACAGAGGUGACAUCGAACAAGACUAUCAGAUCGCGGAUAAGCGAUCCAGGAGUCGUUCCGGAUCAUCCAAAAAGUCACUGAAGAGGUCUGCCUCCAGAUCACCGUCUAGAAGCCCGAAGAGGUCCAAGAUUGAGGAAGAUAGAUACUGA